UCAUUAGUUAUGGGCGCACAUUUGGCAAAACAUGGAGAUGGCGUGAAAGAUGUUGCUUUUGAUGUUGAAAAUUGUGUUGGAAUUUUUAAAGUAAGAAUUUGUUUUUGCAAUUGUUGAAAAAUUCAGUCUUUUCGAGCAAACAUGUAUUGUCAAUUUUUUUUUCAUCCAGGCGGCUGUGAAUCGUGGAGCUCAGGUUGUCAAAGAACCGUGGGAAGAAUCAGACGAGAAUGGCAAAGUGAUAUUUGCAUCUAUACAAACAGUAUGUGGAGAAGUUUUAAAUUUUGAAUGAUGAUAUUUGAGACCUGGAAGUGACAAAUUAAAUGUCUAAUAUGAGCUUCUAAUUACGGUAAUUUAUUUUAAAGUAUGGUGAGGUUUGUCACACGUUUGUGGAAAGAAAGGAUUACAAAGGCAAUUUUCUGCCUGGGUACAAGAAACCAGCAUUUGAAGAUCCACUUCUUAAAACCUUGUAAGUGUUUGAAUCUAAUUAGUUCAGCAACGUCAGCGAGUCAUUUAGGAAUUUUAUUAGCGAUUUUUGGAUCUUUUUCGAGGUGUAUGAGAUUAUUUUGGGAGCGAUAUACACACCAUGAUCUACACUAGACAGGCAGGCCUCGAAUUUCCCUGAAAUCAAUCGACGGCAAUGGCAUUAAAAAUUGCUGUAGCUAGAACGUAACAGCUGUCUACGGUAAUUUUGGCAGUUUCCACGGCAUUUUUCAAAUUACUGUAAUAAAACUUUAAUUUUAUUGUCACUUUGGAUUUUUGACAAACUAGAAACAUGUCUACGUAUUUCUUUAGUGUUUUUUUUUUUCGAAGAAACUGGGACUAAAAUAGUGAUUUACGCAUGAUUUGAUCAACAUCUGAAUUCAAGUAUCGAAGUAGUAAUGCACAGUGAAUAGUAUAAAACUCGCACUAUACGGCAAAAGAUUGCCGUCGUUGCCGCAAUCAUCCACGGCAUUUUGUUCUCCCUCUACGGCAAUUGCCGCAAUUGCCACGUGCGAUAAAAUUCGAGCCCUGCUGCCCAGUGCUGGACGCCACAUUUGAGAUAGUCUUCAUAUUUCUUUAUAGGCCUCCAAUUGGGCUCAAUUUUAUUGAUCAUAUUGUUGGGAAUGUGCCAGACAGGGAAAUGGUUCCAGUAACUGAGUGGUAAUUCUUGUCAUUUAAACAGUUUUCUUUAGUGUACAAUUCAUUGAACUAAGUCGUUUAUUCUCACAUAGGUACACCAAGACACUACAAUUCCAUAGAUUUUGGUCUGUAGACGAUUCACAGGUUGGUAGCAAGUCAGGGACGACAUCGCAUGAAACGGCUUGAAAUUAAACUAACUUAUACUAAGUAACUUAAUUUAUAUUGGAUAUAGCUCUAUCAAUUCUAAACUUUUCUUCCAAGAGGUCCAGUAAGGAUCAUCUCUUAUUGAUCCAGUGUUGCCACAGGAGGAAACCUAAACUAAACUAACUUUAUUAACACUGGAUAGCUCUAUCAGUUCCAAACUUUUCUUCCUAGAGGUCCAGUAAAGAUUAAACUAACUUUAUUUACACUGGAUAACUCUAUUAGUUCUGAACUGUUCUCCCUAGAGGUCCAGUGAAGAUCAUCUCUUAUUGAUCCAGUGUCACUACAGGAGGAAACCUGAGUUAAACUAACUUUAUUUAUAUUGGAUAACUCUCAAAUCAGUUCUAAACUGCUCUCGCUGGAGGUCCAGUAAGGAUCGUCUAUUAUUGUCCAGCGUCCGUUCUAUAGGAGGAAACCAGAGUAUUUGCAGUGUUUCAUAGAGUCUAAUUGAGAUUUGAGAGCGAAUUCUUGCAUGCAACUAACAUGAAAUUGUAAUCAGACACUAACUGUAUAUAAAGAACCUGCUAAGUCUUACAACUCCUUCAAGACAAUAAUGAAAAAGUACUUCUCAGAUCUAAAUUUAAUAGAAUAACAUAUUCCUGUAAGUAUAGGAAAACUCUAAAUCAAAAAUUGAAUUGUAAAUAUAACUUACAAGUCAUAUCAUAUAAUAUUUAACUAUUCUUUUUCCUUUCUCCUAAAAGCACUCGAACUGAUGCUGCAUAUUAUUUUGUUAAUUAGUUUAAAUUUAUAACCUAGGGGCCUAAAACAAAAGCCAUAUGGUUUCUAGUAGGCUCCUAGCCCAUCUCUUGUAAAUAGUUUAUUUCUUUUAUGUGCAAUUUCAAUAUCUUGGGUGAAAAAAAAAAUAUUGCAUGAAUCAAACCCUGCUAGCUACUGGAGUACUGCACAAGCAACCCAUGAUGUCAUUUCUCUCAUCAGAUUCACACAGGUUACAGUGCUCUCAGGUCGACUGUGAUGGCAAACUACGAGGAAACGGUGAAAAUGCCGAUCAAUGAACCGGCUGCAGGCAAGAAGAAAAGUCAAAUCCAGGAAUAUGUUGAUUACUACGGCAGUGCUGGAGUUCAACAUAUUGCUCUGAAUACUGCAGACAUACUCACUACUGUAAGUUAAACACUGUUUAAUAAACGAGCUGGUGUGUUUUGUUAGGUUUUAAAACGACGCAUCUUAUUAUGAGUUCAUUGGCGAAGUAAUUUUAAAAAUCACUUCCCAAGCAAAAAGUUGCCCAAUACCGAGAAAAUGGGUGAUCAAUGAUUAUCCUCUAUUAAAUUGUAUUACAGCAAAAAUUGGGAAAUUUUAUAAUUCAAUUACAAUAAAAAUUACUUCCAUCAUCGGAAAACGUACAAAAAACCGCAUAUAAGACUUUUAAACAGUUUUUUGAUUUUUCAAAUAGUCUUUGAGUUAUUCCUGUUUUAAAUGUGAAAAUUGGACCAAAACGUCGCAAUAAGGAGUGGGUACUGGGUCAAAAACGCGUUCUUGACAGCGUAUAACUCGAAAAAAUUUUAGAUAUAAAAAAACUGUUUAAAUGUCUUAUAUGUAGGUUUUUGUAAGCUUUCUGAUGAUGCAAGUCAUUUUUGUUGUAAUUGAAUACAAAAUUUCACAUUUUAUUGCUGUAAUACAAUUUAAUAGAGGAUAAUCACUGAUCACCCAUUUUCUCGGUGUUGGGCAAGUUUUUUGCAUGGGAACUUUUUGUGGUAAUCAAGCAUCUAUGGUUCUAUGAAUUGAACCACAGAAAAUCUAUUUCCCAGGGGGGUGCCACGAAAUUGCUUUUCUAGGCACUUUUUCGCACAACUGCCCACAGCCGAGAAAAUCAAAGCUAAAGUCUAUGUAAAUGAGCAUAAUUUUUUUAGGGGUGCACCAGUGUGACCAGGUUUAGUACAUUUUAUUACCAGAUCCGGUUGGAUGCCCUUAGACAACCCCACCUGCUUUAAACAACUGCAACAUUAAGAACAGGAGGGGGCAGCCAACCAAUUUUAAGCAGCUUUAGUAAAAAAAUUUGCAUAUAUGGUCACACUGGGGUGCACCGGAACCAGUUUUUUAAGUUCGGCCGGAACCGGAUCCGACCGGAACUGGAAAAAAGUUCCGGCCGGAACUUCCGGCCAGAACCGGAACUAAUUUUUUUAGCCAUAUAUAGUCAUAUGUUACUUUGUCCGCUGCAAGACAGGCAGACACUUCAAGUCAUCAAGGAGAGAGCUCGCAAAUGUUAGAAUAAAAAGAUUGACAAGCGUUAAACGUCAUAAUGAAGUGUUAAUAGUGUACAUUUCCCUCGCGUAGUCCAAAUUUCUUCCUACUGUGACCUUUUGUUAGACACAAAAACGUUUGAUAUUCUAUCUCUCUGAAAACGACAGAGUUCCGGUUCCGACCAUGCUUUUUUUACUAGUUCCGGCCGGAACCGGAACUCUAAAAAAUCGGGGUUCCGGCCGGAACUAACCGGCCGGAACCGAGUUCCGGUGCACCCCUAAAUUUUUUAUCACAUAUAAAACUACCGACACGGCAGUGAUUUCCUUUCUCUUUUCCUCGUGAAUUAUUAAUGAGUUUUUAACUGGUUUUGCACAGUGGCGUAACUCCUAUGAGCUCUACCCGGUAAGAGCCGGGGGCACCCAGGCAAACAGGCUUCCAGGGGGGCACCUUGAACUGAGUUGUCCGGGGGCCUUGUUCAUCUAUAAGGUUGUACGUGCAUAAGUACAGUGGCAAACAUUUCACUGUUUAUUCAGUCAAAAACAAUUUCUGCAUGGUGUUAUUUCUGCAUAGUUGUGAUUUUUUGUUGUAUAUUUUGCUAUGUAUUUAUAUUUCCAAUUCAAGAUACCAUCAUAGUAAAAUUCGCUUCUAAACGCUUCAAAAGUAGCUUCAUGGUACUUCAAAAGGAUAUAUAGGAUACCCCUGCCUUGGGGCACCCAAUUCCGCUAGUACCAGGGGCGGGCUGGUCCUAACUUACGCCUCUGGUUUUGCAAAGCCCAUAUGACGCUCAACCUCGUUUGCGCUCGUUCCCAGUGUAUAGGAAAGAGCCUGGGGAUGAGGUUGUAUGUAACGCUAUGGACUGGCAUGGCUACCGGAUUGGAGCAACUCAGGGUCGUGUUAUACCUUUACCAGAGUUCAAGACCCACAAUUUGUAGAUUUGAUUGUUCUGAGCAGUGGUGGAUUUAGGGGUGCGGGGGGGCACCCCCAGGCUCUGGUCAACAGGGGUGCAUGGGGGGGGGGGUGCAAAAAUGACGUUUAUCCUAAUUCUAACCAACUUAUGUUAAGGAAUUCACUGGUUGGGUAUCACUAGUUGACAAUAGCGGAAUAGCCAAUAUUAAACUAUUCUGAAUUUUUAAAUGUUUUGAGAAUCUAAAAAUUUUCCAGAAUGUUUUCUCAGAAUGCUGGAAAUGCCAUUUCAGAGACCCAAAUUUAAAAAUUUUACCGGGGCAGUAUGCCCCCGGACCCCAUAGAAAUCUCGCGCCUUCGGCGCUCGUUUCGCCAUUGGUUAGCACCCCCCCCAAAAAAACAACAACUUAGCUGGAUCCACCACUGGUUCUGAGUUCUAUUUAUCCCUCGACCUACACUCCUACAAAUCAUUAAGAUGUGUUCGCACUGCUUAUUUCCAGUUAUUUGUUGUCAUGUUGAAAUAAGGUUGAUGAGACCAACAAACUAGCAACAAAUUGUUCCAACAACUUUGAUAUCGUCUGCAUGUAACAAGUUGUUAACAAGUUAAUGACAAUUGAAGCUCGUAGCAACUUGUUACGAACAGCCUGUAUUGGUCUUGUUGGAACAACUUGUAGCAAAUCUGUUACCGUCAUCAACCUUGUAACAAGGUGAUAACAACUUAUUAAUUUCAGACUUGUCACAACAACUGGGAACAAGCAGCGAAAACACAUCUUGAUAUCUGCUUCUCAACUUCAUUAAUAAUUCAUGAGUAAAUUAGCCAAUGAUAAUCACCUAUUUGAUCACAAGAUGCCAUUUGGAUACUUGAUGAAAGCAUAGUUAAAUUAAUAGAGGAGAUGGUUUGGAAACUCAUUAGCAUUACAAUAAACCUCACUAUCUAUGUUUUUGUUCAGGUUUAUGCAAAAAUGUGGUCUUUAUAUCGUCACGUGCGUAUUGUAUUUUUGCUCAACCAGCCAAUAGCAACGGUUUUGUCCAAUUGCCCAUCCAUGACUUUAACAAUAGGACAUUUUGAACAUUCCUAUUGGUUGACUUGAAAAAAAUACAAUACGCACGUGACGAUGAAAGACCACAUUUUUGCAUAAACCUGAACAACAUAGAUAAUGAGGUUUAUUGUGAUUUUAUUGUAAUGCUAACGAGUUUCCAAAUCAUCUCCUCUAUUAACUAUGAUGAAAGUCACUGGUGUUUCAAAAUUACUUGAAUAGAAUUCCUAUAAUUACGUUAUGUUUGGUUAAGAAUUCUAUUCAAAUCAGCAAACGAAAACAUUCUGUUACGUCUCGAUUCAUUUGAGAAGCCAUAUAAACAACUCGAGCUCGUGUCUCACCGAGAUAUCCAAACACUCGAAAACAAUGUAUGAAAACCGACUCGCGCUCGUGUUCUCAUACAUUGUUUUCUCGUGUUUGGAUAUUCCGGUGAAACACUCGCUCUCGUUGUUCAUACAUUACUUGACAACAACCUUGUUACAACUUGAUUUCAGAUCUGUGACAACUCGUGCGCUUUUUUUCGUGUGUAGAUACCAAAACUGAAAGAAAGAGGAAUGCAGUUUCUUACGAUUCCAAAAUCCUACUACGGAAUCUUGAAGGAACGUCUCAAAUCCUCGCGGACAAAGAUCAAAGAAUGUAUGGAGACGAUUGAGAAACUAAAUAUCUUGAUUGAUUUUGAUGAGAAUGGCUACCUGCUUCAAAUUUUCAGCAGGCCUCUCCAAGAUAGACCCACGUUAUUUUUGGAGGUUAUUCAAAGACAAAAUUUUCAGGUAUAUAAUGCAUGUUAUUUUGGGAAGGGAGGCCUGGUUUACACUAUAAACGUUUCUGUGAUCACAGUGCUCAGUAGGAAUUUUGCACGGGUAAAUUCUAAGUUUUGUAGGAUUUGUUAGAAAUGUUUGAGGGAACUCACAUGGUGUUUAACACAGGUGGUGGACUGGUGGUCAAAAUGUUGAAACUAGUUUAAACCUAGAGUGGAUCGAUAUACCGGAUAUAUCCGGUAUUUGUUUAGAUACCGGUAUUGGCGAUAUUGACAAUUUAAAAAUACCGAUAUGCCGACAUUUCGGUAUUUUGCUGCCUAAUACCGAAUUGAAACGCUAUUUCAAGUCAAACUUGCUUACAAUCACGUUUAGAAAGCAAAGUUAAUUAGAUUUACAUCACCUUGUAGUACUGAAUAAUUCAACACUUCGACGCCCAAUCAACGGCCUACUAAUAAUUGCCGCUUAGCGCCGUUAACAUAGCUUGAUAAUGCGAAUCUUGUGACUUUUGCACUAAUAACAGUAUGUGCCACAUUAAUAUUUUGUCAAAACUUGAUUUUUCUCGACGGUCAGCAGUUCAGUUUGGUUUUAAAAAAAACACGUUACAAUACCGGUAUUUACCGGUAUUCUGAUGGCGGUAUAUCGGUAUUCGGUAUUUGCGAUAUCGAUCCACUCUAUUUAAACCGAGGGGUAAAUUACUCUGAAAAUCUUCGUACACUUCAUCAAAAAUCCAAAACAAUCUUUGGAAAAAUCCCCAAAUCUUACUAAAUCCCAGAAUCCCAAAAUCCCAAGAAAUCUCUAAAAACUGCAUAAAAUACUUGGAAAAAGCCCAAUAAAAUCCUCAAAGUUAUUGCAAUAUUGAGAAAUCCCAUCAAAUUUAAACAUUUAAAUCAUGAAUUGGCGUGAAAAUGCCCUUUGUUGAUUUAUUUCGUUUUAAAAAUAAUUCGACGGAUUACUGUGUCGCAAAAAAUGUUGGAAAAAGUUCGGCGAAAAAAAAUAAGGGAAAAUAUUUCGAAAAAAUCAGCUGAAAAAAAUCCCAAAAUUCCUUAAAUUUGGGAAAAAAAUCCCAGAAUCCCGAGAAAAAUUGCCGGGAUUUUCUAAUCCCAAAAAUCCUCGUACGCUUUUUUCAGAGUAAUUUACCCCUCGGUUUAAACUCGAUGGAUCAUUCCGGCUACAGACUAAAUUUUGAUCUGGGCAAGAAGAACAAAAUCCAUCACCACAGCUAGAAAGAGCAUGUUAAAAUUAGUAACAUUGCAAAGUUUGGUUGCGAAAUGUUGUAAAAUGCGCAAGAUAUACCCCUGCGAAAUUUGCAAAUUAAUUUUGUAUUAAUUUGUAUUACGCACGGGAAAAUGCACCACAUUUGGGCCGAAAUGUUUACAACAUUUCGCAACCAAACUUUGCAAUUUUACUAAUUUCAUGAUGCUCUUUGUAGCUGUGGUGAUGGAUUUUGUUCUUCAGUGCCUAGAUCAAAAUUCAGUCUACAGCUGGAAUUGCCUAUUCACUACAUUUCUCAAUUCUAUUUUAAUAUUUGCCACGAAAUACAAAACUACUACAUAGAUUGAAACGAAUGAACAUUAUUUUCUCACUCUGAUAACUGCAGGUUGACCACCGUCUGCUGCACGAUAGUGCUUAGUGAAAUUAGGGAUUUUAAAAAUGAAAAUUAAAGCCCAGCAAAUGACUUUCAGACAAGACAUAACAAAAUAUAAAAUUUAUUGGCUAACGUUUCGUUGUAUUGUUCACAACAUCUUCAGAGCAAUUAAACUUAUUUACAAGCGUGUAUUAUAUAUAUACAAAUAGUUUCAAACGGUUACAGUAUUCAAAUAAGCGAAUAAGAGGAAGGAUGAAAAACAACCUGUCAUUAAAAGCAAUAGUAUUAGUAAAUUAAAGAAAUAAUGGUUAGGGACGGACCAUUAGAAAAGUGAUGGGGAGGGUGGGGAAAAAAACAGAAAAAAAAUCCAUGCAAACAAAAAAGGUUUGAAAAAAAAUACAUGCAAACAGACUUGUUUAAAAAAAAAAUUACAAACAGAACAACAAUAGAACUUUAAUUUUAAAUGUACAUCAGACAAAAUUGAACUAAAUCUUUGGAAUAUUUCAGAAUAUAAAUAUCAAAAUAUAUAAUAUAUUAAUAUGCAAUUUCUUUCAAUAUUAACAGUAACUCUUAUGUAGUUUUAUUAUAUACUAUCAAAAUAUUUUCUAUUGUAUUUAAUAAUUAAUUCUCAUUCACACUGCCACUGUCCUCAGUGGCGUAACUACUAUGGGCUCGGACUGGGAGAAUCCGGGGGCCACCAACCCCAAUGGGCCCGCAAAUGGGGGCCCCAGGCUCAGGCUAUAGAGCAAAAACAUUGGCCAAGGGCCUCUGAUAUGUUACAAUGGCGUUUUCUGACCAUCGGAAUUCUGUAAAAUCUCUCCCCAAAGUCCGGGAAAUGGUAUUUCAGAGAAUUUAGAUUCAAAAAUUUUCCGGGUGAGCAUGCUCUGGAUCCCUAGAAAACUUGUCCAUAUAUGGUGCUUAAAGAUAUAAUUUUGCAGUGUGUAUUAAAGGGAUAUUUUUUGUCAAGAAAACAGUUUCGUUGUAUUGGAAAAAAAAUUGCAUGCGAGAAGACAUAUUUAAAAAAAACAUGCAUACACAGCUGACAACCUGGAAAAAAAAUGCAAACAAAAAAAAUUUACCCCCCCCCCCCCAUCACUUUUCUAAUGGUCCGUCCCUUAGUAAUUAGAGACCUAGCAAAGCAUUAGAAAAGGUCAAGAGGAGUUGACCUAAUGUUAGCAUUUAAAGUGGGAUUAAGCUUGGAUAUGAAAAGGCUUUCGCGAAUGAGUAAAUCUGCUUCAGAACUAGCAGUGGAAAGGAUUUUAAAAUCAGAGGGUGAAAUUUGAUGUUUAGUGGUAUGGAUAUGAGGGAGUAUGCCUGACAUGGUUGAAACAGAACGUUUCUUUCCAGUCAAAGGUGAAACACCCAUGUGUUCAGAGAUACGCGUGUGUAUGUGUCGGCGAGUUUGACCAACAUACAAUGUACUACAGCAUUGACACUUAUACAAAUACACCACAUGUGAUUUCAGUUCACCAGGAAUUUUGUCCUUAAAUGGAAAGAAAUUGGAAAGACGGAAAGAAGGACGAAAGACGACACGUAAAGAAAUGUGUGGAUAGGCAGAAGAAAGAAAUUUCUGAAGUUGUGAUCGAAUUUGCAAACCAUGAUGACCAGUGAAAGGAAGACAAAAAUAUAUAACCUUUUUCGAGCAAGUAUGAACUUUAUCACGAGAAUUAUACAUUUUAUCAAGAAAUGAUUUGAUACAACUAUCCACAAGUGUUGCAGGAUAACCAUUAAGAGUGAAGGUUUUCUUGAAUUUUUCCAUUUCCGAAUGGAAAAAUACAUAAGAAGAGCAAAUGUUGAAAUAACGAGAGAUAAGUGAGAAAAGUAAACCUUUUUUGUACAGCAUUGGAAUAAAACUGUCAAAAUUGGUAAACAAUCCCGUGGAAGUAGAUUUAUGAUGAACCGUGGUAGCGAAAGAACCGUUAGAACGAAUGACUUUGACGUCUAGAAAAGGAAGGCACGAAUUACUUUCAAGCUCAUGAGUAAAUUGAAUGUUGGGGUGUUUCGAGUUGAGAUAGGAAAGGAAAGGAGUAACAUGGUCGCGUGAUUUGAAAAUAAGAAAACAAUCAUCAACAUACCGACGGUAGAAUAUAGGCUUAAAAACAGAAGGGCAGUCAGCUAACCAGGAUUUUUCAUGAAAAGAUAGGAAUAUGUUAGCAAACAAUGGGCCUAAGGGUGAACCCAUUGCUACACCAUCAACCUGCUUGUAUAGAACACCGUCAAAUAAAAAAUAGCAAUUUUUCACAGAAAGAUUUAAGAGUUCUCUAAAUUGAUCGCGAGAGAUGGCAUGAUAGUGUGUGGCACUAGCAAAGCAUUUAUUAAUGAUUAUAUCAAUAGUUUCAUCUAAUGGUAUGUUAGUAAAGAGAGACUUAACGUCAAAACUGGCCAUUAUGACAUCAUUAGUAUUAAUUUUUAACUCGCGUAAUUCCUUAACAAAUGUAAAGGUGUCAUUAAUUGUAAAAGUGUUAGUAGAGAAGGGACGGAGAAGAGAACUCUUAAAUCUUUCUAGAGAACUUUCUAGAGAAUUUUUUAGAGAACUCUUAAAUCUUUCUGUGAAAAAUUGCCAUUUUUUAUUUGACGGUGUUCUAUACAAGCAGGUUGAUGGUGUAGCAAUGGGUUCACCCUUAGGCCCAUUGUUUGCUAACAUAUUCCUAUCUUUUCAUGAAAAAUCCUGGUUAGCUGACUGCCCUUCUGUUUUUAAGCCUAUAUUCUACCGUCGGUAUGUUGAUGAUUGUUUUCUUAUUUUCACAUCACGCGACCAUGUUACUCCUUUCCUUUCCUAUCUCAACUCAAAACACCCCAACAUUCAAUUUACUCAUGAGCUUGAAAGUAAUUCGUGCCUUCCUUUUCUAGACGUCAAAGUCAUUCGUUCUAACGGUUCUUUCGCUACCACGGUUCAUCAUAAAUCUACUUCCACGGGAUUGUUUACCAAUUUUGACAGUUUUAUUCCAAUGCUGUACAAAAAAGGUUUACUUUUCUCACUUAUCUCUCGUUAUUUCAACAUUUGCUCUUCUUAUGUAUUUUUCCAUUCGGAAAUGGAAAAAUUCAAGAAAACCUUCACUCUUAAUGGUUAUCCUGCAACACUUGUGGAUAGUUGUAUCAAAUCAUUUCUUGAUAAAAUGUAUAAUUCUCGUGAUAAAGUUCAUACUUGCUCGAAAAAGGUUAUAUAUUUUUGUCUUCCUUUCACUGGUCAUCAUGGUUUGCAAAUUCGAUCACAACUUCAGAAAUUUCUUUCUUCUGCCUAUCCACACAUUUCUUUACGCGUCGUCUUUCGUCCUUCUUUCCGUCUUUCCAAUUUCUUUCCAUUUAAGGACAAAAUUCCCGGUGAACUGAGAUCACAUGUGGUGUAUUUGUAUAAGUGUCAAUGCUGUAGUGCAUUGUAUGUUGGUCAAACUCGCCGACACAUACACACGCGUAUCUCUGAACACAUGGGUGUUUCACCUUUGACUGGAAAGAAACGUUCUGUUUCAACCAUGUCAGGCAUACUCGCUCAUAUCCAUACCACUAAACAUCAAAUUUCACCCUCUGAUUUUAAAAUCCUUUCCACUGCUAGUUCUGAAGCAGAUUUACUCAUUCGCGAAAGCCUUUUCAUAUCCAAGCUUAAUCCCACUUUAAAUGCUAACAUUAGGUCAACUCCUCUUGACCUUUUCUAAUGCUUUGCUAGGUCUCUAAUUACUAACCAUUAUUUCUUUAAUUUACUAAUACUAUUGCUUUUAAUGACAGGUUGUUUUUCAUCUUUCCUCUUAUUCGCUUAUUUGAAUACUGUAACCGUUUGAAACUAUUUGUAUAUAUAUAAUACACGCUUGUAAAUAAGUUUAAUUGCUCUGAAGAUGUUGUGAACAAUACAACGAAACGUUAGCCAAUAAAUUUUAUAUUUUGUUAUGUCUUGUCUGAAAGUCAUUUGCUGGGCUUUAAUUUUCAUUUUUAAAUUACGCUUUUCACCCGGUGUAUCAAUCGCUACUGUUUUAAAAUUAAGGAGUGUUCAUUAUUUAUACUCGGGGUUGGUACCGAAGAGAAACCAAUCGAAAAGAGAAAAAACAACCACCCACCCUUUCGAUCAACCAUUUUUCUCCCUACCCAACUAUUGCAUGACUUGGAUUUUUAUUUUACCCAACCCAAUUUCAAAAUUAUACAAGUAUUUUACAUAUAUACAUAUAUAUAUUAUUAUACAAGCUAGGCCACUAUAGUAUAAACAGUACUGUGCAUAUUUGAAUGUCAAAUAUAAUCAUUAACUGAAUGUCAAAUAUAAUCAUUUGUACCUUCACAAGUUCAUAUUAUGUUCACACGCCUACAAGUUCCUGCAGUCCUACCAUAUCUCGUUGUUGUAAUCAGAGGGGAUGGGGAGUUGGAGUUUAGUUUUCUUUGUGGGGAAUGAAUGGAUAUUUCCUGGAAUGACCCAUUUUGUUAAAUAAAGGAUUUUCAUAUUUUGUUCAAUUGAAGGUUUGUAUUGAAAAUAAUUUACCCAACCAUAGGCUUUGUUCAAAAAAUAUUUACCCAACCCAUUUCUCUUCGGUAUCAACCCCGGGUAUAAUUAAUGAACACUCCCUUAUGGGUGAAGCACACUUAUACAGGCAGCGCAAUUGAAUAAUUUUAUCUUUACUUUUUCUCAGGGAUUUGGGGCUGGCAACUUCAAAAGUCUUUUUGAGGCAAUUGAGAAGGAACAGGGUGACCGCGGGAACUUAUAACGAGGUGAUAGCCAGGGCAGAACGAAAAUAAGUUAAAAUAUUUAUCUAGCGAAACUGCCGGAAUUUUAAUAUACCAUUAAAAGGUCACGUAUUAUUUAAGCUUUGGAGAUGAUAGUAUGCUUGGUAGGUUAAGAAAUUAACUUUAAAAUUAUGCGCGAAUUAAAUCGAAACCUUGACAUUCCCCCGGGGCAUACUUGGGGAAUUUGCUUGUUUACUAUUUUAAGCAGGCGGGAAUUUGACCUUUUUUUCUAGUGGAAGGUGGGGAAUUUGUUAAGGGGGUCUGGAAUUUGAAUUUUUCUGUUAUAACAUGUGUGCCUACGAGGCUGCACGUGUAUUUAACUUUGUCCUUGGUUGGCUACAAGAAAAUGGCUUUGAACGAUUGAAGAGAGUUUUUGAAGGAAAGAAAAGCUUUGUAAUUCCAAAAUUCCGAAAUGCUGUAGCUUCCAAUUCGUACAUGGGGUGGGGUAUUUGAACUCCAAUUUCUCCCAAUACGUGGUGUAUUUGAACGGGAAUUACAAAUAUAUGUAGGGAAUUUGACCUAACCAAAACGUCAAAAGCCAAAUUCCGGGGGGGAUGUCAAGGUUUCGAUUUGAUUCGCGCAUUAAUGGGAUCAUUUGAAAUAUUAAUAAAAUAAAAUUUAUGUCCAAUAUAAGCAA
Paramuricea clavata is the source of this 13137-nucleotide messenger RNA. NCBI's taxonomy places the organism in Eukaryota, Metazoa, Cnidaria, Anthozoa, Malacalcyonacea, Plexauridae. The record is from the annotation of a GenBank genome assembly.